Messenger RNA from Glycine soja, 937 nucleotides. RefSeq lists its product as uncharacterized. The record is from RefSeq and is a predicted model, not a curated record. The coding region runs from base 152 to 937 and encodes 261 amino acids. The transcript has 3 exons. Lineage: Eukaryota; Viridiplantae; Streptophyta; Magnoliopsida; Fabales; Fabaceae.
GGAAACAUGACGAAAAUUGGGGCAAUUGUUCGCCCCAAUGAUUCAUCAGUGGAAUAAUCGCCAUGCAUUUAGGGUCGACGCUUAUCCCCGACAAGAAGGCCUAUUGAGCUUUAACUCGGACUACAUGGUCUGAUAUAGGCGAAAGACAAAGAUGUUUGUUGACCCACAAAAUGCAAAGACGGCUACAUUGGCUGAAGUUGCGGAGACAUUACAAUACAUGGUGUCUCCUCAAGGGAGGAAUACAUGGACAGUUGAUGAUCUCGUGCCUUAUGUGGAAAAAAUUACAAUUUUAUCCGAAGAGCAAGAGAGAGUCACUGAGCCAGUGUCACAUGGUCCUACAUCUGAGCGUCAAUUUCCCGCACAACAGUUUCAUAUACUUCAGUCAAGUGUUGAAACUCAGGGCAUAGACAGACGAAGGGAGACUGUUGAAGGGGAAGAAUAUUCCCAACAAAUGCCGGAGCGUGGCCAUGGAAUGUAUUACCCGCCACAAACAUUUGCUGAGUAUCCGACACAGAUGUAUCAGUAUCCUUUUCAGGGUCAUCACACUGAUACUUCUGCAAGCCAGCAAUCGUUCGGUGGUGUUGCGGAAACACAAUGGCAUAUAUACUCUGGCAUGUCCCGCCAAAACGAAAAGCUGAAUGGGGGAGGGGGUGUAUCGCCAGCAGGAGUGGCGGCCUUGGAUGAGGCUGUCUCGCCAGCCCUGUGGGUGAGUCCCACGUGGACUGUAUCGCCAGUCCUUAUGGCGGUUCCAGAUGGAGGUGUGUCGCCAAUGCAAAUGGCGACACUCUCCUCUCUCCCUCCUACGUGGCCUAUAACGCCACUGGCACUGGUGACACUCUCCUCUCUCCACCUUUGCCGCCAGUGGCAAUGGCGGAUUCCACCCAAUAACAGACCCCCUCUGUCAUUUCUUUUAAAACAGACCCCAAUCCGUAAAUAG